Messenger RNA from Paramuricea clavata, 5447 nucleotides. The record is from the annotation of a GenBank genome assembly. NCBI's taxonomy places the organism in Eukaryota, Metazoa, Cnidaria, Anthozoa, Malacalcyonacea, Plexauridae.
CUGACAGUCAAUAUGGCGGCAGAUUUUAAGUGUUUUGCUGACAGCAUCGUUAAUAAUAUGCAAUAAUGAAUGCGUUCUUGUUGUCAAAACAUCUCCAGAUAUAAAUUGUUCAAUACCAGAGUACUUCUUCUUUUUUCUACAAAAAUCCUUGCACAAAAGCUCGCUUUAAAGGGGCAAAAUGCCUCCAAAGCGCCGACUAAGAGGGGGUUCAAAUUCGAGCAAUUUAUUUCAUUAUAACAACCAAGUUGAAUUGACGUUUAAAGGUCAACCGAAGGAAGAGAUGUUGGAAAAAGUUACAGAAGUUGGAGAUUCGGGAUCCGAUGAUGAUAAUGAGAAUUUGCCUGUUCUUAGAAAGAAAGGGAAAAAGAAUGUGGACACGUCAAGUAGCUCUGAUUCCAGUAGUGCAAGUGAUAGUGACUCAGAACAAGUCACAAAUAAUGAGUAAGUCAUGUCUGUUGAAUAUGAGGGGAUUCAGAGGACCAAAAUGCGGUAUCGGGCCGAUUUUUGCCUUAUUGGUGGAAAAUCAGAAUUGGUGUAAAACCGAUAUUUGUUGAGAAAAUAUGCACGCCAGGGUGCAUUCUAAGUGCAAUACGCUGAAGAUCUUCGGUGUGAGUUUGGCACAUUACAAUACUAUCUAUAGGUAAUAUCGGCGCAUCUUCGGCGUAGAGUUUGCAUAGAAUGCAUCCUGGUAUGCACUUUACUUAAAAAAUUACAUGCUUUGCGCAUUGAUUGCUGCUGCUUGCUUUGGCCGGGGUGUGGUGGCAACGACCGGAAAGGCCAAGGAAAAAGUUUAACAAAAUUUGUUUUCUAGGCCUGCAUGGCGAGAUCUGAGACCAUAAUAUUGGUAAUUUUACAAAUUUAGUAGUAAGAAUAAUCAAAUAUGAAACUAUCAAAUCAAAAUAUAUGUAAUUUGCGGGGGUGCCAAAUGCCUUUGGGGGGGGGGGUGCAAAUAAUUUUAGGUGCCCCCCCCCCCCCGGAAAAUCUGUGCCUGGAUACUGCAACAAAAUUAUUGCGUGAAGAGAGCCAUUUACGAACGGUUUUAAUGAACUCUGGUUUGCGGUAACAUGUUAUGUUGGAAAUUAUUGUUGAAAAAUUGAAAUGAAUGACAUCACCUUUGUUUGGAAACCUGACAUUAUGAAGUCAUAAAAUCGGUUUCGGGUAGUGCUAAAAUAUGAUGCAUGUUUGCAGGCAAAGUUAGAAGUUAUUAAUUUUUCUUGCAGAUGCUAAAAAAAUAUUACAGUCGAUUUCAACUUACUUUUCACUAAAAUGUUGCGAACUUCGUUCCGAACUUCGCAAAUUCGUUGCCAAGUUCAAAAGUUCAUAAUGAAAUUCACAAACAGGUUUGUAAACUGAGCAUUUGAUUGGCUGGUUUGAUUUAAUAGCCAAUUAGAGGCUUUGUUUACAAACCUGUUUGUGAAUUUCAUUAUGAACUUUUGAACUUGGCAACGAAUUUGCGAAGUUUGGAACGAAGUUCGCAACAUUUUAGUGAAACGUAAGUUGAAAUCGACUGUAAUGAGCCCUGGAGUAAGUUCCCAUUGAGCUCUAGCACUCUCCCCUUGACAAAUAAAAUCAUCUGGCAUUCAGACAGAGUAAAAUAAUAAAGUAGAGCGCAUUAGAGUACAAUGCAACUUAAUACUUAUAAAUGGGUUAGUAUUAAUUUAUUUCAAAUAAAUACAAUAGCUUUAUGAUGGUAUAUAAUUCCACAGGGAAGACAAUGUAUAUGAAAUUGCUGAUGAUGAUAAUGAUGUUGGUCCCAGACCUCUUACCCCUCCACCACAUAUACCUCAUAUUGGUACGUCUGAAUUCAACCGACAAGCUGGCCGACUUUCAAGGUGAGGAUCCUUCUAACAAAAUCUACCCGUAAAUACUCGUUGGAUUAAAUGACAUAGUACGAUUGAAACAAGGAUUUUGAACUAAUGUAAAUAAGACUAUAAAAAUCUCAGAAAUUGCCAUUUUUCCUAGGGGUGUUGCCCCCUAAGGCGUAAAAAAAUACCUGUGGUUCCGGUUUCAUAUCGCAAAAAAAUAGGGUCGGUAGGUCGGAAAUAAAUUUUUUUUAAAAUAUUUUUUUCAUGUCAUUUGGCAGCAGCCCGCAACCACCCGGAAAAGAUAGGGUUGCACGGUCAAUUGCGUUGAAAAAAUAAUAGGGUUGGCAGAAAAAAAUAGGGUCGGUCGGGAACCGGAACCACAGGGGUUUUUUUACACCUAAUUCUCCCCCCACCCACCUUGAGAAAAAUCUGAAAAUCUGUUUAUGGUUAAAGCACAAUACUCUCUCCUUGAUGAAUAAAAUCGUCUGGCAUUAGACAGAGUAAAACUAUCAAUCUAAGGUUUUUGUGAAAUAUUGGGGGCAGUUACCUCUGCCCCUACCCCCUAACGUCCCCACUUGUCCCUCCAUGGUUCCCUAACUUCUGCAACAACGAAGUAUUUCAGCAAGAAUAUUUCACUCCAAAUUAGAACUAUGGGAGAAAAAAUGAGAUACCUCCAGUACCUACAAAAGGAGGACACACCAUCCCCAGUGGCCAGCUGGUCUGAUGUUGUUAUGGUCAAUGACAAUUAUGGCACACCAAACUCCAUCAAUAGAAAAAUGACGGUUCGAAUACGAACAAGAGGCGGUGUGGAACGAUUUCAAUUAAAAAAGGUAUGGAAAUUUUAUGAAUGUGGUCCUGUUAGUGUUAGGCUCUUUCAACCAUGACCCUUAUUGGAGGGGGACCUCUAGCUGUCUAGCAAGUACUGAGAAUAGGUCACACAUUCCAAAAUUGUAGCGCAAGUGUUCAAUGUGGAAUUUUUUCUUGUUCCUGGAUACCAAAGUGAAGCAAAAGAAAGACGAUGCCGCUGUUCACACGAAGCCGCCAAGUGCUCCGUUUUCGUCUAACUUCGUUUAGAAACCGUACUCAAAUUGUUGCGGGCAAAAGUGACGUUUUCAAUUCAAACAAUUUCACUUCGCCUUGUGUGAACGCAACGGCUAAUUGGGACUUUUCUGCGCCGUUUUCAGACCUCUCUUCGAACUGAUAGAGCUAUUCAAUAUCAAGUUAGUUUAGUUAACCUUGAGCAAAGUUGAUGUGCAAUUAAUAUGUUUUUAAUACUUUCUGUUUGUGGAAACACCACGUAAAUUUAUUACUGAAAAAAGUAAUAAAUAACUAAAUUGCAGUAAUAAAUUUACGUUGUGUUUCUGUAAACAAAAAGUAUUACAUUUAAAUUUUUAUUUUCAAACAUUAGAAUGAAAAGUUUGAAGAGAUUUUCAAUGAGCUGGCCAAGAAACAUAACGUAAAUAUUGAUGCUCUGUCGCUCUCAUUUACUGAUACACAAGGAAACUUCCAGACGUUGAAAUCAGUAGAUACUCCAAGCUCAGUUAAUUUGAAUGUUGCUGAUAUUAUUGGUAGGUUGUCUUAACCAAGGCCUGACCAAAACUAUCCUACCUGCAGUUCUGGUUUCCAGACCCACCCCAGUUUUUUUGCCGACCUUGCAGUCGCGCUACCGUGCUUUUAUUUUGGGCGGGGGGGGGAGUCAACUUAAUAAUUUGCGAGCAGGGCAUUGGAAAGUGACUUGAAAUCGACAAAAAAAUGUAUUUUAUAAUUGCUUGUUUAUUUUUAUUCCCAGAUUGUGUGAUUGUGCAUUCUGCACCUCUAAAUGUGUCGUUUGAAAAUGGUGACAAUGUUGUAAGUAUAAAGAUCCAGGGCUCAGAGAGUGACACAGUAAAACAAUUCAAAACAUUGAAGGUAAGUCUAACAUGAGUCAGAUGGAUGGACAAUCUGUAUAAACAGGUCACUUAUAAGGCAAUAAGUUAAUUAGUAAUAGGUGCUGAUAUGUGAACUAAUAUAUGAUAUACUUUAAUUGGAUGGGUAUUGGCGAAGUUUUUUAUAUUCUUAAAGAAGUAUAUUCUAGUGAAGCGAAUUCGCUAUUGUAAACUACAAAUUGAUAUCAAAAGAAAAAAUUCUGGAAUGAGCAGGAUAGAAAUGCUAGAAUGGAAAUAGUGAUUAAAUUAAACAUUCCCCUCCUUAACCUUAAUCGGUAAUCAUUAUAAUUUUAGUUUUGUUUUCGCAAGUGUGAUAAGACCUAUAAUGUUAAUAUGUGAAUAAGUCUGAUAUUGUUUGCGCGUAACAAGUUGAUAACAACAAACUCGUAGCAACUUGUUAAGAACAGCCUGUAUUUAGUCUUGUUGGAAAAACUUGUAGCAAGUCUUUACCGUCAUCAACCAUGUACUGAUAACAACUUCUUCCAUACUUGUCACAACUUGUUACAGUACAACGUGAUGUUUUUUAUGUUACCCUGAGUGUGCAUCCACACUGAGCUACGUGGUCAAGACGGUUCGAGCCGACUUGACCACGAACCGACUUGACCACGUAGCUCAGGUGGCAGAGCAUUGGACUAGUAUCCCAAAGGUUGCGGGUUCGAUUCCCACCGUGGCCAAACUAACUUUUCAGCUUUCCCGGUGUGGAUGCACACUCAGAGUAACAUCACAAACAUCAUAUUCACCUGAGUACAUAACACCAACACACACAAAAUAAACAAUAGAACUUGUUUGCAGAUAUGUAACUUCAUGUGUAUUUUUACGUAUGUAGUCGUUAAAUUUCAGGACGCUUGCCAGAAGACCCAUAGAUGCAUUAUUCGCAGCUGCUCCUGGUGUAAAAUUUACAUUCGAAAUUUCCAUAUAUACAAAAACAUUUCUAUCGAAUGAGAUGCCCAGAGUUCUGAUAUUAUUUUUUUAUUACUUUGCCCGUCUGUAGAAUGAGCCACUGUGCAAAAUCAUGCAGCAGUAUGCAGACUUCCGUCAACUACCUUUAGCCAAACUCAAGUUUUCAUUCGAUGGCGAGGUUAUGACGUCAGAACAAUCCCCGGAUGAUCUCGAUAUGGAUGACGAGAAUGUUGUAGAUGUACAGAUAAAAUAAUGGAUUACUGCGCCUAAGAUUAAUUGUUUAGAGAAAAAUUUGCCAGAAUUUUAUAUGACUAGGAACAAUGUUUCCUGGUUUGCCCACCUUUGGGAAACACGACUAGGGAACAUUUUUUCCUGGUUUGCCCACCUUUGGGAAACAUGGCUAGGAAACAAUGUUUCCUGGUUUGGCAACCUUUGGGAAACACAACUAGGAAACAAUGUUUCCUGGUUUGCCCACCUUUGGGGAACAUGGCUAGGGAACAAUAUUUCAGAUUUUUUUCCCACAGUUUGACCUUGGUAUUACGUUCCUACAAUCACGUCUUGUUGACAUGAUUGACACAAAACAUAGGGGCUUCUUUCUGUAGUUGUAACCAAUUGUAUAAUACGAUGACGUCUCGAUUGUAUAAUGAGCAAAUCUGCUGUUUUGUGAAAUUUGUAGAUAUGGAUGUGGAAUUUUGUCUACAGUUACAAAAUUGUAUGACAGUUUAAUAUUGUAGUAUUGGCUGUUUAAUGCCAGCGCAAAGUUAAUUAUUCAUAGUACAAAUAAAAAUAGGUACACAAGCGAACAUGUGUGCGCAAG